Bombyx mandarina (wild silkworm) is the source of this 1601-nucleotide messenger RNA. RefSeq names its product GATOR complex protein NPRL2. Gene Ontology annotation, cellular component: GATOR1 complex; vacuolar membrane. The record is from RefSeq and is a predicted model, not a curated record. Lineage: Eukaryota; Metazoa; Arthropoda; Insecta; Lepidoptera; Bombycidae. Gene Ontology annotation, biological process: cellular response to amino acid starvation; negative regulation of TORC1 signaling; positive regulation of autophagy. Gene Ontology annotation, molecular function: GTPase activator activity.
AUGAUCACGUUUAAAAUUCAGUGAAUAGAGUUGUGUUUGUUUUAUUUACGAUAACACGGCGAUAUUGUUUAACAAUUGUUUUUUCUUCAAAAUGCAACAGUGAACUAUAGCAAAUGCAAGUACAGAGACGUUCGAAGGCAUCGACGAGGAGGGACUUUGAUGGUAGUUUAGAGCCGAAUUUAGAUUUGGUGUCUAGUAAAAUAAUGGAGACUAGAUACUAUGAAGGUUGCGGGCGGGAAGGCCCAAUUCGAUGUAUAUUCCUAGGGGAAUUCCACCCUGUCGCAGGCCCAAAGAUUUCAUGCCAGUUCCCGGAAGACUAUAUUUCAAAAGAAGUUUUCGAUUCAAUAAGUGCAUACAUCAUUCCUAAACCACAAAUACAAAAAUGCACUAUGACCAUAAAUGCACUAGGGCACAAAAUUGUUGGGUAUCCAAUUCGCAUAGACAACCCCAGAUAUGAACGUAAUGUGUACCUCUUCAAUAUCUGCUUUGUAUGUGAUAGUUGGUCCAAGACAGUGCAGUAUGAGCCUGUUGUCAAAAAACUUGGUGAGCAUUUGACAAUAAUGGAAGAAGAGACCGGGUUCGUAUCUAGCGGGUCGUCCAAACUGCCCACUUUGCUGGCGCAUCUUCUACACGAUCUGAACACUCACAGGAAGGCAACCUUAGUUGAAGGAGACACAGUCAUGCACCUCAAGGUCUUGGAGGUCCGCAAAGAUCCACCUCCAGUUCACGACUACGACGUGCCCGUUUUGGUGGCGUCGGUGGGCCUACCCCGUCCUGGACGACCUCGCAGGCCUAUCCCACCCGAGGGUACCGAGACACAGAGCCAGGAGCAUUUGGAUGUAGAAGAUGACGAGCCUUUUGAAGUAGACAUGGCUGCUGAAUGGGACCUGACUACCAGACAGAUUCUACCGUACAUCAAUAGCUACAACCACGUGUCCAAGAUAGCGGCCGACACGAACGUCGAGAAGACCCUGGUUAAAUCCUGCAUUCAGAACUUGGUCUACUAUGGAGUGGUGAGUACAAUCUAUACAUAUAAAAAUGAAUUGCUGUUCGUUAGUCUCGCUAAUGUCGGCAAUCCGAUCUUUACUCUGAAACAGUUAAUGGAGAAAAAAUGGGAGUAUGCACAAAGUAUUCAUUCGCUCUUUGUUGAUUUUGCUAAGGCCUACGACAGCAUAGAUAGACCGACUCUAUAUAGAAUCCUCACCCGCUUUAAAAUCCCACAGAAACUUGUUAGAAUGGUGGAGGUUGGUACUAGGGAAAGUAGAAUGACGGUACGAGUUGGCGCUUCUCCCACUGAUGAGUUUGACGUUGUGACUGGACUCAGGCAGGGGGACGCUCUGUCACCAAUGCUGUUCAACCUAGCACUUGAACACGCCAUACGCAAAGUGAACACACUUAAUGGCGGAGUGUGGCUCAACGGACAGCAUAGGGUGAUAGGAUAUGCCGAUGACCUCGCUCUACUUGGAGAAAGAAAGCAGCACGUAAUAGACGCACUCAAUUGCCUCCAACAAGAAGCCUCUCGGAUUGACCUUCGUGUCAGCCACGAGAAGACAGAGUAUCUUCACAUGCAUCGAUACAAAAACAUAAGCGAGAAGACCUAG